Cladophialophora immunda is the source of this 4762-nucleotide messenger RNA. RefSeq lists its product as uncharacterized. Gene Ontology annotation, cellular component: endoplasmic reticulum-plasma membrane contact site; cortical endoplasmic reticulum; plasma membrane. The record is from RefSeq and is a predicted model, not a curated record. Gene Ontology annotation, molecular function: sterol transfer activity; sterol binding. Bases 432 to 4259 code for a protein of 1275 amino acids. The transcript has a single exon. Gene Ontology annotation, biological process: intracellular sterol transport. NCBI's taxonomy places the organism in Eukaryota, Fungi, Ascomycota, Eurotiomycetes, Chaetothyriales, Herpotrichiellaceae.
CUUGAAUACCCCCCAAGCUCGCAAACUUCCACUCACAGUCAGCUAAUCACACUGGCCCGUUCCCGUACCGAAGCCCGAAGGUGGCAGCCUGAACUCACAGUCUACGCGUACCUAAGUGCGGCCAACAACCAAAAAACUCCAAGCAUCUCGUCUAACGACUAAUGGUGACCGCUUUCAACCCGGCAUCACCUCCUCUACAUACCUUUCUUCUACGGGCCACCGCACUCUUUCCUCUAUUCUGUGAGAUAUUUGAUAGCCAUUUUUUAUGCGAUAGCAUCUGGGUGUUCCCCCCUCCUUUUGUGUUUGGAUCCACAUGCCGUUCGUUACCAUUGUCCGUGUGACAUCACGCGGAGUCGUCUCCCGUUGCUCCUAAACAUUGGCCACGUCGCAGCACGACAAUUGGAUUCGACUCAGCCUUGGACGUGCCUUGAAUGGCCGCAGUGUCUGCCCAAUCCUCUCCCCAUGUCGCCCCUACGAUGCCCGAACCCUCUCCCCAGCUGAAGGGUCUCAAGAAAGUUCUCUCCAACAGGCGCCGUUCGUCUGAACUCGUGGGGGACGAGAUCAUAAAAGAUUUGCGCACCGACUCCCUUGAUUCCACCACACUGGACAAAUCCCCCACAAGACAAAGUGCUCGCUCUAUCAGUCAAGAUGGGAGCAGCAAGUCUGGCAGUAGUGGAGUGCGCAAACUGCUACCGGGCCACAGUAAGCGACAGAGGAGGAAGCAGCGCGAACUGGAAUUGAAGGCUGCGGUCGAAGACUUGGCAAGAGGAAGAACUGGUACUGGGUUGAGUGUGAAGUCUCUUCCAGCACCGUUGAGCAGGAGAGGGAGCAGCCAGGGUGGUGAUGGCGAUACCAGUCUCCUUACAGACGACUCAGAGGUCGAAACGCCUCCUCUGGUCACGCGCGACUCUCACACCGGCUUCGCGUCCAUGUCCUCGCCUUUAAUAUCUACAACGACCACACGCAGCGAUGGUGAACUACUACAGAGCCCCACCAAAGAGCUAUCGAUGAGCAGCAUCCCGACCCUCAUCGAGCCUAUAGGGGAUGACCAUUCUCCCUCGCCCAAGACUGCAACUCUGCCGGACUCUCCUCUAGCCUUGUCCUCUCCCGCUGGGUUGAUUGACCGAGCAGAUACCCUGAAACCAGAAUCUCGUCGUGACAGUAUAGGCAGGCUUCGAGGCAAAUCACCAGGAAGGAGGUUUAGGGAUGUCUUCGGUAAGCCAAGCAGGAGUCCUAGAGCCAGCCCCGAGCGGAAGGAAAUCGAGCCGGUUGUUGGAAUCACCAGCAAUGAAAGCCUUACGACAGAUUCGAAAGUUAGUGGAGAGCCAAAACCGCCUGAACCCACGGUAAGGGUUCAUCCAGCGCCAAAUAUUCCCCAGACCAAUUCAAUGCCAAACCUCGAAAGUGCUCUCCGGCCUCUGACGCCUCCUGCCGCCCUUAUUAGCACUCCGCUUACAACCGUUACUCCUCCUACACCUACUGACACUCGUUUUGACGCAACGACGGCGUCUCCAAGUACGGACAAGCCAGAACCCAAGACCGCAUCACAAGGCUCGAAUAUUGUGGUGAGUCCCUCUGGAAACAUGAUAUCGCACCGGAGGAUCCGUUCAACUUCUUCCAUCACCCAUCAGCCCAGCAAGCUCUCCACUUCGGUCACAGCCCCUCUGACGCCCACUUCGGAGGAGAAGAGAACGCCGUCGGGAGGUAUAUUCUCAUCUUGGGUCUCCGCGGCACAGAAUGCCGCGUCGACCAUCACGAACCUGACGGGGCAGAGCCGAAAUCGCUCCGGUACUAACGCCUCAGACGUCACUACCAAACAGAAACCUAUCGAGGAACCCAUCAAGGAAGAGGAAGAAGAUGAAGCCCUUGAGAAGGAAGUGCCACGCAAGCAGUUGGCAGUGGAGACACUGGGCUCGGGAGACUUGAACUUUGAAGAUCUGGGUCUGAAUGCCGAGGAUAAGAACGCCUCCUCUACUAGGCCUGAUAUGACAGAUUCCAGGAGAGAUGUCACGGCGGAAAAGGAGGAGGUUGCUGCUAAAGUGGAAGACGCUCUGGCGAAACGGGCUGUUUCGGCUGCGUAUGAGAAACCGUCAAAUACGACAACUCCUGUGGCCGAAAUACCUGAUCCCGUUGGUAAUAGCAUGAGGCAUGCACAAGCGAUUGCGGCGGCAACCAGUGGCGAAAGGACGCCUCCCAAUGGCAGUGUUUUCGAAGCUGAAUUGGGCUCGAUCAAACGAACAGGGAGUGUUCGCAGCAGAAUUGGAAAACGAAGAUCUCGUGGAUCGUCCACAGCUACUGGUCAAUCCGCAAUCGGUGCCAUUAUAGGCGCGAGUACCGCGACAUUGGCCAACCCAGCCAAAGGGCCUCGAUUAACGGGAUUCACAAUGGCUCCGAAGCAACGCAAUCGAAACUUCCACCAACAGUUUCGGAGUGUUCCUGAAGACGACUAUCUGAUCGAAGACUACAGCUGUGCCCUGCAAAAGGAGAUCUUACUCGCUGGGAGGAUCUAUAUUUCUGAAGGUCACAUAUGCUUCUUCAGCAACAUUCUUGGGUGGGUGACGACGGUGGUGAUUUCGUUCGAGGAGGUCGUCAGUAUAGAGCGAGAGAACACGGCUGUCGUGUUUCCCAACGCCAUCGCCAUCCAGACAUUACAUGCUCGCCAUACCUUUCGAAGCUUAAUCUAUCGGGAACAGACUUACGAUCUCUUGAUUGGGAUUUGGCGCGUCAGCCAUCCGGCAAGCUUCCAAAAGAGCAUGAAUGGCAAGCAAUUAGCCGCAGAAGAGGCUACGGGAGCCUCUGUGGUAGAGAAUGGAGCCAGUGCUCAGCCGAGUGAUGGUAGCUCGACCGAGGAAUCUGGUUCGGAAGGAGACGAGGAUAGCGCUCCAAGUCUUCUAGAAAGCAGUGCGAGCAACGCCGGUAGCGAGCUCGUGGAUGGUAAAUCGGUGUCUAGGAAACCGUCCGGUAUGAACGCAAGUGCUGUUGCACAGACGGCCAGCAUCCUUGCCGGAACAGCAGCCACUGUUCCACAACCACUUGCUGCUCAAGCUGGAUUGCCGGAGGCAGCAAAUGACUUCCCGGGUCCGGCGAGUCACGCUCCCACCGAAUGCUCGGACAGUGCUACACAUUACGACAAGAUCAUGAAGGACGAAGUCAUUCCGGCUCCACUGGGAAAGAUAUAUUCUCUGUUGUACGGCCCCGAGUCAGGCUUCUUUGUGCGAAAAUUCUUGGGCGAUGAAUGCAAAUGUACGGACAUUGUUUUCGAGGACGACAAGAAGGGGUUGAACCACGACAUCAAAAGCAGGCAGUACUCAUAUAUCAAGCCGCUCGGGGGAAGUAUUGGCCCGAAACAAACCAAAUGCAUCACGACCGAGAAUUUGGAUUUCUUCGACCUUGAAAAAUCGGUGAGCAUUACAUGCACUACGCAGACUCCUGAUGUACCAAGUGGCAGCGCGUUCAGCACCAAAACUCGCUACUGUCUCUCGUGGGCUCCUGGCAACGCGACGAGAUUCCAAAUGAACUGCACGGUUGAAUGGACGGCCAAGUCCUGGCUGAAAGGACCUAUUGAGAAGGGCGCGAAUGAAGGCCAGCAGCAGUACGGCGAUAGCCUGGUUAAGGUCCUUAAAGGUGCGGUUAGCGGCCGCCCUAGAGGGACGACGAAUGCCAGCAAAGGGUCGAAAUUGACCAAGAAGAAGCGCAAAGGGGAGAAGAAGAGCAAAGAGGAAAAGAUCGAAGAAGAGAAGAAACAAGCAGUGAAUUGGGGAAUUUUCGAGCCUUUACGCCCGUUGUUACCCGUCAUCGACAUGUUGAGACCAGUCAUGAAAAUGGAGGUUGUGGUUGCAAUCCUUUUCAUCAUGGUUAUGUUGAUGUGGGUGCGUGGCCCGGCUGGAACAACUCAGCUCAGCCCAUACAAAUCGCAUACGGAGCGACUGGCGGCGUACGACUCUCUCUGGUCGAGGGAGGAAAACGAGUUCUGGGACUGGCUGGAGUCUCGCGCCAGCAUUGACACUAUUUCGCUGCGUGAAAAGUCUGCCACCAGUUUCGGCCGACCAAACAAAGAUGAAAACCGCGAUACUGCGAAACAGAGGCUGACACAGAAGCAAAGGCAAAAGAGGAGCAGGUCCUCGGCGGGACAGGAUGUGGAGGCCAGAAUCAAGGAAGAAAAGUUCAGCCAAAGAGAAAUGGAGGACGCCAUCAAAGUCACAAAGGAGAGAUUGGAAAUUCUCGAAAAGGUCAUGGAGAAGAACAAGCAUCGACAAUGAUAGCAUAACACUGUUGCACUUCCAUUCCUGGUUCAUCCUUCGGGGUCAGGGCUGGGUACAUUGCGCAUGGUAAAGCACGACAGAAAGGCUCGGGGCGGUUGGGCAUCACCAGGGUGGUUCACGGGCGGCUCCUUUGGAUACAGAGAAAGAGAGAGAGAGUAAAUGGGAAAGGAUGGGAAAGAAUCCGGAUGAUUUGUUGUUUCUACUUUGGGAGGGUUCAAGGAAAAGAACACAUACAUGGCUUUGGGUGUCAGAUGUUCUAUCCAUGACAGCGGCUCUUUGUACGGCGUAUUGAGCCCAAUAUCAUUCACUUUGUGCCUCUCUGUCCUUUUCCUCCUGAGAAACGGGGGUAGACUCGAGUUGAUAGCAACAUGGUCGAGGUAGGUAGGUAUGUGUGGGUAAGAUGCAGGAGCAUCAAAGAGAUGGUGUCGGGUAGAGUCACCUAGGGCAGAACCAAAGAUAGAGCGUAUUGCGAACAGUUGCAUUUCUGAGGAUGGAUGGGC